Messenger RNA from Cydia pomonella (codling moth), 4197 nucleotides. Its product is annotated as organic cation transporter protein-like. Gene Ontology annotation, biological process: transmembrane transport. The transcript is spliced from 5 exons. Gene Ontology annotation, molecular function: transmembrane transporter activity. Gene Ontology annotation, cellular component: membrane. NCBI's taxonomy places the organism in Eukaryota, Metazoa, Arthropoda, Insecta, Lepidoptera, Tortricidae. The coding region runs from base 121 to 1620 and encodes 499 amino acids. The record is from RefSeq and is a predicted model, not a curated record.
GAAAACACCUCCGCUCUAUUCAUUUAUUCCAAGACGCAACUCCGUCCCGAACAGUCGGGCUCGGGGACCUAAACUUCAUAUAUAAAUAUUUUUUAAAGUAAAUCCAGAUAACUGUCCAACAUGUCAUCUAAGACUGAGCCCGAGAAGAUAAAUGAAAUGAUGGUGGAAAAUGAAACAAAAGACGCCGAAAGUCAGAAGACGGGCCAAGACCCGCUGGAACGAGCUAUCGGCGCCAUUGGCAAGUGGCAGAUAUGGGUCUGCUUCGUAGUGUUUCUCGUCAAGUUUCCUGUGGCCUGGCACCAGAUGAGCAUCAUCUUCCUUGCACCACCGAUGAACUUCACCUGCGCAGAAGAAUCCAGCACCUUUGACAAUGUCUGCUACGCCAACUGCACAAGCUACAAAUACGACCACUCUGUCUUCAGAGAGACCAUCGUUUCACAGUGGGAUUUAGUCUGUGGACGACAGUGGUUAAAAGAUCUUACGCAGACCUUCUUCAUGCUGGGCAUCCUUGUUGGCAACAUGGUCUUCGGCCAUCUAUCCGAUCGGUUCGGUCGACGAAUGCCGUUUCUAGCAGCAGUGUUCCUGCAGUUGAUAUCAGGCGUGGCGACCGCGUAUUCGGUGAACUGGUUCAUGUUCACUGCCCUUCGAUUCAUCCUCGCCGUGGCCACUGGCGGCACCAUGGUCACCAGCUUCGUCCUGACCAUGGAACUCAUUGGCGCCAGAUACAGAGACACCGUGGGAAUCAUUUACCAGAUACCCUUCAACCUCGGACACCUAUCGCUGGCGGCGUUCGGCUACUAUCUUAGAGAUUGGGAUAAAUUUCAACUGGCUAUCUCGCUGCCUUCGAUCAUAUUCCUGAGCUAUUAUUAUUUGUUACCCGAGUCGCCGAGGUGGCUUAUCACUGCUGGAAGGACCGAUGAAGCCGUCAAGAUUAUGACAGUCGCUGCUAAGAGAAAUGGUCGGCCAACAGAAAACAUCUCUUCAACCACCCAGAAGCUCAGCGUGGACGUGAGCAAGCCCGAGCACGUGUCGUUCCUGGCGCUGUUCGCGCAUCCGCGCCUGCGCGUGCGCACGCUGGCCAUCUGCUUCAACUGGUUCGUGUGCGGCCUCUGCUUCUUCGGCGUGUCGCAGUACAUUGGACAUGUUGGCGGGAACAUCUUCACUAAUGUCGCUAUCUCUGCUGCUAUACAGGUCCCAGGCACUUUGAUCUCUAUCUACGCGAACAGAGUUCUCGGGCGGAAGAUAACGCUUAUCAGUUCCAACUGUGUCACAGGGCUAAGCUGCCUACUCAUCACCGUAGUCCCACACUCGGGGGCGAGCCACCUCUCCCUCGGUUGCAUCGGUCUCUGGGGCAUGAGCAUAUCAUUUUCCACUGUAUACUUGUACGCUGGAGAAAUAUUCCCCACAGUCGUCAGAAACUCCGGGGUAGGGUUGUCUUCAACUGUAGCCAGAGUAGGUUCCAUGGUCGCUCCAUUUGUAGCGACCCUGUCUUCGACCAGCCCGUGGUUGCCGCCUCUAGUUUUCGGCAUCACGCCGCUUGUUGGCGCUGGACUUUGCAUACUUUUACCUGAUACGAGGGGACGAAAAUUGCCUGACACUAUAGAAGAAGGUGAAGCGUGAGAACUAUAAUAAUUUAAUAUCAAUGAGUAUUCUAUUCGUUCGUGCCUUUUAUUUAUUAUGAUAAUAUUAGUUUUGUUAAUCGUUUAUUGACGUUCUCAUAAAUAAGAGGCUUAUAUUGAUUUUUGUAUGAAAGUAAUACAAGGUUGUAUUCACGAACAAGUUGUGAAAUGGCAGGUUGAUAAGUUGAUAGCAGCUGCCUUGCACGUGCAAAUGGAGACAUUUUUGACAUUUAUAUAUUUAAGUAGGUCCUGUGGCAGCAUGAUGGUUCCAUUUUUAUCACUUGUCACUUUCGCGUAGGGAUUGCAAUCCGGUCCGGCGGAUCCGGUAAUCCGGCCGGAUCCGGCACUUUUCAGGAGCUACCGGAUCCGGUAAAAAUCACCGGAUCCGGACCGGAUCCGGUAUAAUAAAAAAACGCCUAAAUACAGCACGCGCUGUGCGUUUCAGAUGAGGAAAAGGCAACGGAUACGAGGUAUGAAGUUGAACAGAACAAAAAACGAAUGAAAAAGUUUAAAUUUAGUAAGAUAAAAAUAUAUUUAUUAUGACGAUGACUGGGAACAGAAGAGGAUUUCUUCUUCUUUCAUGUUGGUGGCACGAUAUGACGAUUACAUAAAUACUGUAAUAAAAGGAAAAAUGAAAGGAUGGAGAUGCCAUAGAAGGCAUUUGUAAUUUAUGCAUUUGUAAGAUGCUUUAUGUCGUAUCAUAAUGUUGUGAUAGGAGAUUAACCGACUACAGUUGGGCUCAUCAAUAUGUGUGAAUGAAGAAUAUCUUGUUUCUCCACAAUAAAUAGGCAAUACAAUAUUUUCGAAUUCGAAAAGUAAGCAAUAUCUGUACCCCUAGUGUAAAUUUAUUCGAUAGCGAAACGUGACGUACGCGUUUGCGUUAAGUCUCAUUUUGUAUGGGAUUUAGAAACAGCGGACUUUAGUUUUCUCCGAUAUAUGUAUAUAUAUGAUAAAAAAUAAAAAUAAAAAAUAAAAUAAAUAUUAUAGGACAUUAGUACACAAAUUGACUAAGUCCCACAGUAAGCUCAAUAAGGCUUGUGUUGAGGGUACUUAGACAACGAUAUAUAUAAUAUAUAAAUAUUUAUAAAUACUUAAAUACAUAGAAAACACCCAUGACUCAGGAACAAAUAUCCAUGCUCAUCACACGAAUAAAUGCCCUUACCAGGAUUUGAACCCGGGACCAUCGGCUUCGUAGGCAGGGUGACUACUCACUAGGCCAAACUGGUCGUCAAAAAAAUAUGAUAUAAUAUAGAUUCUUUUCUAUUCAAAUUUAAGAGAGAAUCUUUUGUCUUUACAAUUACAUCCAAUCUAAUGGAAUUUCCUUCAACUCCUGGUACAUGCUACUCUACGUCUAGCCAAUUCUUUAUUUGAUCUAUGUAACUUUUCUUAGGGAGUCCCUUUCCGCGAUGGUUUUCAAUCAUACAUUCUAUUAUUUUUCGCAUAAGAUCGUCGUGUCAUGUGUUGUUCCUUAUAAUUUGACCAAUAUACUUUUCAAUAAAUUAAAAAAAGUACAAUUUUUUAAGUCAUACAGUCUACUACUUUUUCGGACAAAUAAAUUAGAGCAAGAUAAUACUAGAGCGCAUUUAAUAUCAUAAUUGGUUAAAAGUAAAAUAUCUUCGUUAAAAGUAAUAAAUAAUAGUAAGCGUAGGAGUUUAAAAUAGAGUUCCGGUUACUCUGGUUAUAAUAUUAGCGGAAAAUCGUUGAGCAUUAGACUUUUUGUUUGCCGCGAUAUCUAUUGUCGAGUAGCAGUACUGAGAGUUCCGCUACUCGAUGCUAGAUGUCGACUACGAAAAUAAUAAGCGUUUUGGUACCAAAACUGAUGUAUGGAGUGAGCACUCUAUGUACUUCUUAUUUCUCUAUGCUAGAAUGGAUGUCAACGUUAGAGUUUGUGAGGAAAGAGAAGAGUCGUGGAAUGUAUGGGCCCCAAUACAUCCCACGACUCUUCUCUUUCCGAACAGACUCUACAAAGAAUUCAAUCAAAGAACAGUUACGAAAACUUGUUCUUUCAAGGAGCUCCAAUUCCCACCCCACAUCCCAUCUUGCUUUGGAAACUAAUGAAAUUUAUAGUUGUAAACGAAAAUUUGAGCACUUUAGAAUGGUUAAAUAUAAUAAAUUACCGAUUUAAAAUUUUGUUUUUAAAAUGAUAUUGACAUUGUGACACUUUUUAAUACCAAGUUCUAUUUUAUUGUUAUGAAGUUAUUUAUUAACUUCAAAUUAUAGAUUUAGGAAUACGUAUUACGCAAAAAACUAGAAAAAUAUGUCAUUUAAUUAACUUUUAUAUCCCUAUACCAAACCGGAUCCGGUCCGGCCGGAUCCGGCCGGAUUACGGCCAAAAUCCGUCCGGAUCCGGCCGGAUUGAAAAUCAAUCCGGUUUGCAAUCCCUACUUUCGCGCUUACAUACUUAUUGGAAUGUGACAGGCAAGUUGACAAAUGAUAAAGAGCCGACCAUCUUAGCCCUACUGACAGUAGUCUAUUAGACUGUGGGUCUAUUAUUUCAUAGGCUGUGAUAAUUUGUGAAUUGUGAAUACGUGUAUUACGUAAAGGAUUAAUAGGAAAUAAAGAAGAAAUUUUCAUUUUA